Messenger RNA from Xenopus laevis (African clawed frog), 1559 nucleotides. RefSeq lists its product as uncharacterized. The record is from RefSeq and is a predicted model, not a curated record. Bases 196 to 1173 code for a protein of 325 amino acids. The transcript is spliced from 9 exons. NCBI's taxonomy places the organism in Eukaryota, Metazoa, Chordata, Amphibia, Anura, Pipidae.
UUAAAGGUCUUGUUUUGUGUUUGCCCCCGGGGGAAAUAGAAACAAAAUACUUUACUUCGGCAAUUAUCCACUUAUAGUGUCACUGUUUAGAUCCUAAUUGCUUCCAGCCUCUCUUUGGAUCAUAUGCCACAGCCCUAAGAAAAUACAUUUGUCCCCUACGCCUACGCGUUAAGUUCGCCUACUUGCCAUUAGGGAAUGGUCAGAGGUGAAGCGUUGCUUGGGAAAGUUGAGUGUCAACAUCUGAGCCGGUGUUAUUGUGUUUAUUUUGUGGUAAUGAUGAGUACCCAAAACUCAGAAAGCAGCAGAAAGAGGAAGAGUGCAAAACCGCAAAAAUCUGAUCAAGUCAAAAGAAGGCUUCCCUUAAAUGAAAUUGAGGUUAUGGAAUCCUUUCAUAAGGACGAGUCACAGUCUGGUGAACAGAACACAGCAAAAAGAAAUAGAGGAAGGCCUAAGGGGCACAAAAACAAAUACCCAUCUUGGUCUUCUCUGCAGAUCUCUUCUGCCAGUGAUGGAAAAUGGCAGAGUAACAUUCCUACCUCAUCACAAUGUCCAAAAGAACUGGAUAAUGAAUAUCCUAAAGGAGAAAAAGAGAGCACAACAAAGGCACUGUGCAGUUCUCCUGUGAAGGGUGAAUUACAGUGUGGUGAACAGAACACAGCAAAAGGAAAGAGAGGAAGACCUAAAGGGAGCAAAAACAAAUACCCAUCUUGGUUUGCUCUGCAGAAUCGAACACCUGGAGCUCCAAAAAUGGGACGAGGGAGACCCAGAAAACCAGUCGAGACAAAUGGUACUGUGGUUCCCAAAAGGCCAAGAGGGAGGCCUAAAGGAAGUUUGAAUAAAGUCCCUUCUGCAAAAAAGCUUGCUGUCAGUAUGGGAAGCUCGUGUGUACAGAAGAGGGGGCGUCCAAGGAAGCAUUUACUGCAUCUUCCAACUUUAACUCCCAAAAGGCCCAGAGGAAGGCCAAAGAUUGUUCGGAUAUCAUCAGCUGGACCCAAUGAUGUGCUUGCUGCCAGUAUGGGAAGCUUGUGUGUACAGAAGAGAGGGCGUCCAAGGAAGCAUUUACUGCAUCUUCCAACUUUAACUCCCAAAAGGCCCAGAGGAAGGCCAAAGAUUGUUCGGAUAUCAUCAGCUGGACCCAAUGAUGUGGUGAGAAGCAUAGAGAUCAACCAAUGACAAUUAUGCGUGUGAAAUGCUAGCUGGCUUAAAAUUGUUGAAAGAUCAAGUGAGGAAAAGAAUGAGAAAACCAGUGGCACAAAUGGACCUUGAACAGAUUAUGGGUUAAGGAAUGAAAAUUCACAGUGAUUUCCCUAGUGAAUGUUUCAGGGAAACUGACUAGAAGCAGUAAUGCAAUAGUAAAAAAGGUUGUCAGGAUUGCUUUUAUAGUGAGGAAUUAAGUUGUGUAAAAUUGUACUUUUUUUUUCAAUGUUACUGGUUUAAAUGUGUGCAACUAUAUAUGAGUAACCUCACAGACACAGUAGUUGAUUUCAUAAUGCUGCUGUUUGCUUUUUACAUAUUUUUUAAAUUGUUUUGUGUGGUAAUAAAAAAUGUUUUGUUUUUUU